Molecule: messenger RNA, 3098 nt
Organism: Xyrauchen texanus (razorback sucker)
Lineage: Eukaryota; Metazoa; Chordata; Actinopteri; Cypriniformes; Catostomidae
Product: transforming acidic coiled-coil-containing protein 3-like
Exons: 16
Coding region: 100-2853 (917 amino acids)
Biological process (GO): mitotic spindle organization; cell population proliferation; cerebral cortex development
Cellular component (GO): cytoplasm
Source: RefSeq, a predicted model, not a curated record
AACGGGAGAAAGUUAUAAACGUGCAACAUAUCUUUUGGUCGCGCACGUUAUCCGAGAAGUAAAACGAUUUUGUGUUCAAUUUGAGCAUUUUGAAUAAGUAUGAGUUCUGUUGUGGUGAAGGAGAAUCAGGGAGUAUGUGCUGUAUGGAAGAACAGCAGUUUUGAAGACCCUUGUGACAUUUUCUCUUUGGAGCAACCAACUGGCAGGCCCUCCAUCUUGCAGCAAUCACAGGCUGACAACAUUAGCAAGACUGUAAAUAGAGGAGCAAAGGUGUGUUUUCAGACUCCACGGCGAAACCUAAUCACAAAGAGGAUUAUGUCCCCAAGCCGCACCAGCAGGAUCACCAGCCAGGAAAACGGCACUAAUGCACUGGAGACUCACACAUCAUCUUCUACUGACCAGGCUGUGAAUAGCACUUCUACCCCAGUCAACAUGCAGGGUAACAUAGAUUUCUACACUGAUGACGACAUUCCUAUUCAGAGCAAAGGGGCCUACAAACUUGACCUUGACAACCUAGAUGCCAUCAACCCUUUUCAGGAGUCCAAUAAAAUGGCGAAUUCCCCUCCUAAAUCUCUUUUGGCAAAUUCCCCAUCUAAAUCUCUUUUGGCAAAUUCCCCUCCUAAAUCUUACAUUUCACCUGUGACUUAUGAGCUUCUAGAGUCAGAUGAAACUGCAGCCCCUGUUUCUGCACCCGAGGAUAAGGUUCCAGAGAUGACUGAGACUGCUCUUGAUGAGACCCUUCCCUUUUCCCCAUCAGUGGAGAAUGCACUUGCAGAAUGUUCUGUUAACACAUCUUCAGCAGAGGCCACUGUAAUCAUCAAGACUGAGAACAUUGAGAAGAUUGUUACAGACUUUGAGGAGACUGAUAUCAUGGAACCAGUGCAAGUAUAUCCGCAGAUUCGUGUUAUGGACAACCAGCCUGAGGCCCAGGACUUGCCACUACCCUGUGCGGGAUCAUACAACUUGGACUUUGACAACCUUGAUUUGCUUGACCCGUUCCAAACUGGUGGCUCAAAGAUCCCCAACUCUCCUCUGCUUUGCAAGACAUUAGCAAUUCUCAAUCCACCCUUGUCAAGCCAAGAAGUCAAGGUGGAACCGGUGAUGUUAGUCCAGGCCCAUCCAACAGCCCCUGAUGUCCGCGCUCCCUCUCAGGAGAGUUCCACCUGCGCUCCCUCUCAGGAGAGUUCCACCGGCGCUGAGGGCUCCUCAUCUCCAUCACCCCCAAAAGUGAACCAGAUGCUUCUGGAGUUUCAUUUUGAUGAUGGUGCUGAAGUGAAGCGCAAACCUCCUCCAAAACGGCUUGGGGUUAAAAGACCUACAGAUGCCAAACAGGUCCCCAAAAAUAAAAAAUCAGCAGUCACAGAUAAGGAACCAGAACUCAAGCAGGUGUCUCCUAAUAACCUAGAGCAGACAGAACCUUUGGACAUUCCUGCUGCUAAAGGAUCUUACCCCUUUGAUUUUGACAAGUUUGAUGACCCAGACUUUAACCCUUUUGGCACAAAGGCUAAGAUGAGUAGCUCUCCACCAUGUUGCAUCCAGACCAGCCCGGUUUUGACAAAGACUGCAAUUCCAGUACAGCAGCCUGAGGCCCCUGCACAGGAUGAACAGCCUGAGUGCCGGUCUCCCCAGGCUGCUUCUGAAAAUAUAAAAAUAGCAGAAACUGAGAGUUCUGUUACUGUGCAGCAAGCAGAAGAUGUGGAGUCAUUCACUGCCUCCCACACUAACUUGACUCAUAGUCCAGCCCCUCAGGACCCGGAGGUCACUGUGACCCCAGAACCCAGGCCAGACUUUCAGAAUCAGACUUGUGACUUUGGCAUACCAAGUGAAGAUGAGUUUGUGCAUGGUGCAUUGUUCAUGCCAGGAGGAGAUUUUGAUGGGCAGAUCGAUUACUUGGAGCAGUUUGGAUCAAGCAAUUUCAAGGAGUCAGCCUUGCGGAAGCAAUCGCUGUAUAUGAAGUUUGACCCACUGCUGAAAGACAGUCCAAAGAAAACCGCAAUGGAGAGUGGGAACUAUGGAUUCAGCAUGCCAAGACCCUCACUUGCCAUCAGAAUGAUGGAGGCUGCAAAAUCAGAGGGAAAGCAGAAGUCUCAAUGUGAUAGUGUGAAGCUGCUUUACAAUCUGCCUCCACCAACAGUGGACAACGUGGUGCCAGAUCCAACUGUCCUGGAUUUGCUGGUUCCCACCUUUAAACAGCCGUUUAAGAUGGAAGACUCCAUCAUAGAUGUUCUGAAGUACAGUCAGAGAGACUUGGAUGCUGCACUUCAGAAAGCAGACAGACAGGCAGAGGAGAGGCAACAAGAGCUGAAGUCUCAGAUUGAAGCAGUGCAACUAGAAAAUCAGCACAUGUUAUUUAUAGUGUCAGAGUUUGAGGCCACCAUCACUCAGCUCACAGAUAAACAUAAACAGAAGGAAGAUUUGGCUAAAAUAGAGUUCGAACAAGUCCUUCAGGAAAAAGAUCAGCUGGCCAAAGACUUAAAUGAUUUGGAACAAUCUUUUUCCUCUAUUGUGAAACGCCUUGACAGAUGCAAGGAAGUUAUCGAGGGAUUCAAAAAGAAUGAGGAGACUCUAAAACAGUAUGCCCAGAACUGCAUGGACAGGCUGCAGAAAGAAGAAAAGCGUUAUCAUGCUCUUAAAGCCCAUGCGGAGGAGAAACUAGAUCAAGCGAAUAAGGUGAUAGCAGAGUUGCGCACUAAGCAGGGUGCAGAGGUGGCAACUCUUCAAAUACAACUCAAGAGAGAACAGCUGAAAGUUCAGUCCCUAGAGAAGGAUCUGGAACAAAAGGCUAAAGAAGUCAAUGAUGUCACAGAACUGUGUGAUGAGCUGCUGCAUAAAGUGCAGAAGCAUGGCUUUUAAUGUGUUUGCCUUUAUCUUUGUUGUUUGUUAUGUUUAUUUGUGUUCGUUAUACGCCGUUUUAAUAAAUAAUAAAUGAAGUCUGGAAGCACAUUGUCUUGAACGUCAAUGAUUGAAAACGUAUGUUGGGUGAUUAUCGUAACCAUAAGGUUAAGGCAGCUGAUGAAAGACUACAUCCUCCUAGUCACCAGUCAUUUCUUUGAUUCAGUUGUGGCUUUUUAUUAGUGGUGAAUACUCGGGGCCAACAA